AGUUCCCAUUGGCCCCUGUCUGCAAACACGUCACAAUCAUGAUUAGAAUUGAUGAUCGGACGUUCUGAUUUCAUUGUCUAGCAAACGGGACUGGUGAAGAAAUCUGCUGAAUUUGAACGUCCGUCUGAUUUUGACAUCAGAAAUGCCACAUUACCCAGCCGUGUGCCAGGUACACUGAGGCACACCAGGUACACUGAGGCACACCAGGUACACUGAGGCACGAUGAGUACAAAAGUUGUGCUUAUCUAGAAACAUGGAGGUUUUGCUGUGAUCUGCAUGGCUGCCCCGUUCCACACCAGUAGCAGAAUGGAUGCUUGGUCACAGAGACGUGGCCUGCAGAAUAUGAACCUGCGCUCAGUUUUUACAAAUGAGCAGCAGAGGAUCCUGGAACGUUACUAUGAUAACGGGAUGACCAAUCAGAGCAAGGCUUGCUUCCAGCUAAUACUGCAGUGUGCUCAGGAGGCCAAACUGGACUUCAGCGUGGUCCGGACAUGGGUUGGCAACAAAAGACGUAAGCUGGCCUCCAAGGUGGAACAAAACGGAGGCAUGUCUCAUUCCUUAUCCAGUCAUGGACUUGCAGGGGGAUUACUCUCCAAUCACUCAUUAGCUGGAGGUCCACUGCCGAAUCACGGCCUGGCUGCAGGGGCGCUGCUUCCCGCUGAACUCACUGCGGCGCAAAACCUCCAGAACCGCGUUCACCUACUGCCUCCAUCCUCAUCCUUCCCUUCUUUCUCCUCAACAUCAUCCUCCCCUUCCUCUUCCUCUCCCCACAGCAGCGGAAGCAACAACAACAACAACAACAAUGACGUCAUACUGACCGGGAUUUACUCUCUCAGCUCAGCCCCCCGUCCCAGACCAAGACCCCCUGCCCCGCUAUCCCAGUCAGCCUCCGAACUUCCAGCAAACACAUCCUCGACCUCUCUGAUCAGCCGGACCCUUCAGAGCAGGAACAGCACCACCUCCUCGCCCUACCACUCCAAGCCAGUGUCACUCACUCAAAACCUCCCACCCCUCACGUCUGCCUCAGGGCCUUUAGUCUACACUGCAGUCAGGAAGGGAGCUGUAUCCCUUGUGGAGGCGGGGCUAAGAGCAGGGGGGGCAGGGGUGGUACCUCACAGCUGGACCAUGCAGUAUAGUGCAGCGCAAACCCGCCCCUGGUCCUCUUCCUCACAGUCCAAGCCUCAGCACAGACCUCACUCCAACCCUCAACCUCAACCACCUGCGCCUCAGAAGACUCGGGUCUCCCCCCAAGUGCAAAACUCUGGCCCCUCUUCCGAGCAAACUCUCGUAUCCAGACCUCCUCGUAUCCAGCAGGUCUUCACCUUGUCAGAAAUAGGCGAGGGGGACAGGCUCAGGCCAAGUCAUGCGUCUACCCGGAAAAGUCCGGAGAGUCAUAGGUCGGCGCCCCACCCUCUGGACGCCAGUCACAACUUCUCGAUCGCCAUGGAGACUGGAGAUGAAGAAGACGAGUGGCAAAGGGAAGAGGAAUUGGCAAACAUGGCCGCUCAGACGCACAUCCACAGGGAGCGGACGCCAACAAGCCCGAGCGGGGCUGACGUGUCUGUUGGGAGAGGAAGAAACACCCCCCCGAUGACGAGCUCCAGACCCACAGCGCUCCUCAGCAGCACCACGCUUCACGGCAGCUACUCCGUCACAGCACAGACCUCACCUCCAGGGGAAUCCAGCACACAGGAUUCAGUCAGUGUGUCUGCUGCCCCCUGGGUUAUCAGCAACUCCAGAAAAAGAACACUGCAGGAUCGGACCCAGUUCAGUAAUGGGGAUCUCCUCCAGCUAAAGCGCUACUGGGACCGAGGCAUGACCAGCCUAGGCUCAGUGUGCCGGGAAAAGAUCAACGCCGCAGCAAACCAACUCAAUGUAGACACUGAAAUAGUCAAGACAUGGAUCAGUAACAGACGGAGAAAGUACCGUCUGAUGGGUAUAGAGAUCCCUCCACCUAAAGGGGGGCCUGCUGUAUUCUCCACCUCAUCCCCGGGAAACGGGUCUCCCGUGGCCCUCAGCCCAGACGAGGUGGGCCUCAGAACGCCUGAACUCGGAGAUGACUUAAACGACGAGGGAUCAAUCUGCCUGUCUGAAGAUGGAACCAUCGACUCUCAACACAGGGAAGGAGAUGACGGUAUAGAUGUGUCUGCUGCUGCUCCACUGGCCAAUAAUGUGAAAAUCGAAGUAAUUGACGAGGAAGAUGACUAUGACGACGAUGAUGAUGUUGGUGAUUUAGUGGCUUCAGACCUAGAGCAAAUGCACGGCCUGCUGGAAUUCAAGCAUGAGGAAGUGCAGUUCUUAGAGAAUGAGCUAGAGAACCAAAAACAAAAAUAUGACGAGCUUGUAAGCUUCACAAAGAGCCUACUCAACGCUGUGAGGAACAAUGACCUGGAAAGACAGCAGGAACUCAUGGCCAGUCUACCUCAGCCUUCAGAGCAGGACUGGGACAUGAUGGUUGAUACAGGAGUUGCUGCUGACUCAGCGGACGCAUCCUCAAACCACAGCAGCUCCCUAAUGACCGGCGAGGGCAGAGUGGAGCCUCAUCCGGACAUGGCGAAAGAAGAAGUCCAAUCAGUCACCAUAAACAAAGACAAUACAAUGGCUAAAGUUACUGAGCCCUCUGCAUCAGAGGAGCCACUGCAGGAGGCAGUCACAGAACAAAAGUGACUAUGUCCUGACCAUCAGCUCAUUUAGACUCAUUCAGAGGUUUCCACACUCCACGUAUAAGCUGGUUUCAGACUUUAUGGCCCACAUAGUCUCACAUCCACACAAACACUCUGGUAAACUCAUGCUCCGCACACAGUGCCUGUGGAUCGACACUUCACUACGACUGUUGGGCUGACAAAUGCCUUUUUUAACGCAUAUCAUUCACCUUGCUCUGGCCUAGUCAAGGGAGAACAAUAAAAAACCUCUAAAUUACAGUGGGGCAAAAAAGUAUUUAGUCAGCCACCAAUUGUGCAAGUUCUCCCAUUUAAAAAGAUGAGAGAGGCCUGUAAUUUUCAUCAUAGGUAUACCUCAACCAUGAGAGACAGAAUGAGAAAAAAAAUCCAGAAAAUCACAUUGUAGGAUUUUUAAAGAAUUUAUUUUCAAAUUAUUGUGGAAAAUAAGUAUUUGGUCAAUAACUAAAGUUCAUCUCAAUACUUUGUUAUAUACCCUUUGUUGGCAAUGACAGAGGUCAAACGUUUUCUGUAAGUCUUCACAAGGUUUUCACACACUGUUGCUGGUAUUUUGGCCCAUUCCUCCAUGCAGAUCUCCUCUAAAGCAGUGAUGUUUUGGGGCUGUCGCUGGGCAACACAGACUUUCAACUCCCUCCAAAGAUUUUCUAUGGGGUUGAGAUCUGGAGACUGGCUAGGCCGCUCCAGGACCUUGAAAUGCUUCUUACGAAGCCACUCCUUCGUUGACCUGGCGGUGUGUUUGGGAUCAUUGUCAUGCUGAAAGACCCAGCCACGCUUCAUCUUCAGUGCCCUUGCUGAUGGAAGGAGGUUUUCACUCAAAAUCUCACGAUACAUGGCCCCAUUCAUUCUUUCCUUUACACGGAUCAGUCGUCCUGGUCCCUUUGCAGAAAAACAGCCCCAAAGCAUGAUGUUUCCACCCCCAUGCUUCACAGUAGGUAUGGUGUUCUUUGGAUGCAACUCUGCAUUCUUUCUCCUCCAAACACGACCAGUUGAGGUUUUACCAAAAAGUUCUAUUUUGGUUUCAUCUGACCAUAUGACAUUCUCCCAAUCCUCUUCUGGAUCAUCCAAAUGCCCUCUAGCAAACUUCAGACGGGCCUGGACAUGUACUGGCUUAAGCAGGGGGACACGUCUGGAACUGCAGGAUUUAAGUCCCUGGCGGCGUAGUGUGUUACUGAUGGUAGCCUCUGUUACUUUGGUCCCAGCUCUCUGCAGGUCAUUCACUAGGUCCCCCCGUGUGGUUCUGGGAUUUUUGCUCACCGUUCUUGUGAUCAUUUUGACCCCACGGGGUGAGAUCUUGCGUGGAGCCCCAGAUGGAGGGAGAUUAGCAGUGGUCUUGUAUGUCUUCCAUUUUCUAAUAAUUGCUCCCACAGGUGAUUUCGUCACACCAAGCUGCUUACCUAUUGCAGAUUCAGUUUUCCCAGCCUGGUGCAGGUCUACAAUUUUGUCUCUGGUCUCCUUUGACAGCUCUUUGGUCUUGGCCAUAGUGGAGUUUGGAGUAUGACUGUUUGAGGUUGUGGACAGGUGUCUUUUAUACUGAUAACGAGUUCAAAAAGGUGCCAUUAAUACAGGUAACGAGUGGAGGACAGAGGAGCCUCUUAAAGAAGAAGUU
Eleginops maclovinus (Patagonian blennie) is the source of this 4284-nucleotide messenger RNA. RefSeq names its product highly divergent homeobox (gene hdx). Lineage: Eukaryota; Metazoa; Chordata; Actinopteri; Perciformes; Eleginopidae. The record is from RefSeq and is a predicted model, not a curated record. Gene Ontology annotation, molecular function: DNA-binding transcription factor activity, RNA polymerase II-specific; RNA polymerase II cis-regulatory region sequence-specific DNA binding. Gene Ontology annotation, biological process: regulation of transcription by RNA polymerase II.